Messenger RNA from Suillus subaureus, 1500 nucleotides. RefSeq lists its product as uncharacterized. The transcript has 17 exons. The coding region runs from base 177 to 1037 and encodes 286 amino acids. The record is from RefSeq and is a predicted model, not a curated record. NCBI's taxonomy places the organism in Eukaryota, Fungi, Basidiomycota, Agaricomycetes, Boletales, Suillaceae.
CUGCUUUUUCCGGGUCCUUGUUCUAACGCAACUCAACGUCGAUGGCUACGAUCUCCUCCGAGCCUCAGAAGCUUUUAAUAGUGCGCCUCAGGCCACCUGACCGUUACAUAACGUGGUAUACAUAACGCGCGUCCCGUCGUCGUCCAUACUUCAAUGUUUUCCCAUCACUCGCUGAGAUGGAGUAUUCGACUGACGAUGUCGCAGCAGCGAGGAGCUUGCAGAUUGCGACGUAUAUAUACGCGUCUAUGACUGCAUUCUGGAUUUAUGAUUAUGCAUGUUCACUCUAUGAAGAGUGGACAUUUUUGCUUCUAUCGCACUGGCGCAAGGUAAAAGGCCUGUACAUUGUUACACGAUACCUCCCCUUUGUUCUUCUCACCGCGAAACUAUAUAUGAGCUUUACCCUCAAUGAGAACACAGGCAAAUGCCGGGUGUUAGACAAUAUUAAUACAGGUCUUGGUAUAGUAUCAGCCGUUUGCUCCGAGUGCUUUUUCGUCCUCAGGACAUACGCACUCUGGAACAACAAUAGAAUCUUGCUCGCAGCCAUGCUGGUUAUCAUUCCUACUUUUGUCGGAGUAUCCAUCGGCAUUGCCUUCACCACUAAUGCACCUGCGGCAUAUGCGACUAGCGCGAUCCCGGGUAUCGUAGGGUGCUACCAGAGUUCGACCAGUUUCCGACUCUUCAUACCAUUUCUUCUCCUUUCCGCAUUCGAACUUGGACUCAUGAUGCUCACGCUCAUACGCGCCUUACAGAACUGGCGGAGACACCCAAGCCGUCUGUAUGUUGUCCUGGUGAAACAUAAUGUAUUCUAUUAUACAUGUGGCUUUCUGUUCUCAGUGGCGAACAUAUUCACAUCAAUGCUCCUCCAGUAUUCCUACCACACCAUGUUGUAUGAUUUCCAGUUCAUGGUCCUCGCAAUCCUCGCCACGCGCAUGCACCGCAAUCUCUGGCAGAUGUCGAUAAACCGACAUGCACACAACUCUGACCCUCUUGUGGGUAUUCUAAUGUCGGACAUGUCACUUCUAAACUCUACGGCGUAAUAUCUUAUCCUAUGGUUUAUUCGGUGUCUUCGUGGAGCGUGGCUUGGACUAUACAAGAUGACUGACGGGGUGGAUCUGGUAGAGUUCACUGCGUGCUUAACUAAUAGGACGAGUCUUGUGUGGGGCGGGAGGAGUAUUUGGAUGGCCUUGGUCUAUUUAACUUCCAUGGUUUCCACCAUAAGUGGUGGCGGAUUCAGGAUUUGAGUGUACUAGAGCCAAACGCACAGCCUGACGGCAAUGAGCAUCACGGUACAGGUCCACCGAGGCGCACCAAGCUCCACGAAUUAGCGAAACGCAAUUGACAUAAUAGGACCACAUCUAGGACCACCUACGCUACCGACAAAUUUGUCUCGCUUGACUAGAUAAGUUAUUCGUACAUUCUGGCUUGUCUAGUUGUAUGCUAGGAGUGUCAGGGCAUCCUGCCUUGAUGUGACACUUUUUGACCCGCCCUAUCGCUCAUGAC